Cyprinus carpio (common carp) is the source of this 5664-nucleotide messenger RNA. It is a transcript of the gene waplb, whose product is annotated as WAPL cohesin release factor b. The record is from RefSeq and is a predicted model, not a curated record. Lineage: Eukaryota; Metazoa; Chordata; Actinopteri; Cypriniformes; Cyprinidae. Gene Ontology annotation, biological process: regulation of chromosome condensation.
CUGACCUCGAAAAUCGUCUGACGUAUGCACAGCGCAGCCCGUGAUUGGUCAACAUUUUUACGCCUGUGCAGCGACGCGAUUGUCGUGACGCGAAAACGCGAGGGAGGGGGAACGCGAAUGGAGGCCGUUGGUGUUUCAGAGCCGAAACAAUCGAGGGAGAAAUACAUGAGGAAAACUUAAAUAGAAAGCUUGUGAAUCUUUAUAUUCCAUUAUAGCGAAACUCAUAUCUCAGAUACAGGUAUAACUGUGUUGGCGGAGCUCGUGAAGCAGCGCUUGUCAGUAUUUAGUGUUUGUUUAUAGUGUUAGUGAAGCUCAGAGGCCCGGAUUCACUCUCUUCAUUAACCAGGGAAUAUGAGACAGAUGCCACAAUGACAUCUAGAUUUGGAAAAACAUACAGCCGAAGAGGCGGCGAUGGGACCUCGAAGUUUGACGAGGUGUUGUCCAAUAAAAGAGCCACGCUCAGCACCAAAUGGGGCGAGACGACUUACAAAGCCAAGGUGGGAGCAAAGAGGCCUGGUUUGAAGACCGAGGUGAUAGAUCAGACCAAGAGGACCAAGGUCUCGGAUGGUGAUGGAUCAGAGGAUCCGUUCGGAUUCGACAGUGACGACGAAUCCAGGCCGGUCACGUCUCGUAACGUAGCCCAGCCUAAAUCCAAAAUGACGUCAACAGGGGGAUCCCAAGCCAGCCUAACACUGGAGCCCAACAGCAGGGUGAACCAGCCCGCCAGCAUAGAGGCUGUGGCCCCCAGCAGGGCCCCUUUCUCUCUCAGCACUGAGAGAAGUGCUCACAAAGUGCCAGAGGAUCCUGGGAAAUUGUUUAACACCUCUACUGCAGGAAAAACCCAGAGUUGGUCCAUCGAGAGCACAGACCGCCACAGCUACUCAUGGUACAAAAACCCUUCUGAAAGCGACACGAGACCUCUUGCCCAGACCACCACAUUAAAGUCUGAAAAAACAGAGGACAAGGAUUCUUACGAUGCCUGGAGCGCUGUGGUCGGUCUGGGAGCACGCUCCACAUCCCUCUUUACCGGACCUAAAGACCCUCCGUCUACCUUGUGGGCAUCCAGUAGUUACAGUCACAGCAACAUUCAGGGCAAAACCUCCACUGAGACUCGGUUAGACGAGUUUGCUCAAGGAAACUUUAAUUUUCCUGUUGAGCCAUCUGAAAGUGAGGACCACUCUCAGUCUGUGCUUAGGGCGUCCAACUGCAGAACGUACUGCAGACCCAGUAAAGGCAAACAGCCUGGUGGAGCUGAUGGGAGUGGAAGCGCUUCCAGUGAUAGCUCCAUGGGAAUGUUGGAGAACAGUGGGGCCGAAAAUUCUGGGAAAACUAUAAACAGAGGUCGGACGAGAGACUUUACAGUGCUACACCCGUCUUGUGUUUCCAUGUUUAACGUCACCUUCCAGGACUCCAUGGACCGUAGUAUGGAGGAGUACACAGCCAGCGCCCCAGCUGCUGGUCCAGGAGAUACAGGAAGACUGAGGAAGAAAAUGGAGGCAGAAAGCAAACCUUCCAGUCGAUCCAGACCCACACAGAGCAAAGCGAAGAGCAGUAAGCUGGAGCUCUUUGGGUUUGAUGACACGGAUGCUGUGCCUGAGGAUGACGACUCUGCUUCAGGAAGCUCUAACUACAGGAUCAAAUACUUCGGCUUUGAUGACCUGAGUGAGAGUGACAGUGAGGAAGAUGAGGGUUCCUCUGAAAGAAGGAAAGCUAAGAGGAAGGCUGCAGCAGGCAUAGCAGUGCCAUUGAUGUCUACAGAGGCCAAUGUUGACAGUCCUCAGCCCAGAGAGAUACAGAUCUCUCAGAGCAGUCACACUGCAGGUCACAGUCACAACCUUAAAAACGAUCCUCUGGAAUUUCCAGAGGUUCCCUUUCCCUUUGAGACAGUAAAGAAACCUCAGGUCAAAGCUCAGGAGAAAGCCAAGGAGAGCAGCAGGAAGAUCUUCAGCGGACCUAAGAAGUCGCCUACUAAAGCUGUGUAUAAUGCAAGACACUGGAACCAGCCAGAGCCAGAAGAACUGCUGCCCAUGCCUCCAUCACGAUCUCAGGCUCCUCCAGCCGCUUCAUCGGGAGGCAGUAAAGAGUCGAACUCGCACAAGGACGACGGAGUGUUCAAAGCUCCAGCUCCUCCUCCCAAAGUCAUCAAGUCCGUCACUGUCCCCACAGAACCUUACCAGGACAUGGUCACUGCACUCAAAUGUAGGAAAGAACAUAAGGAGUUGUUCACCGUUGUUCAGCAUGUGAAGCACUUUAAUGACGUGGUGGAAUUUGGCGAGAAUCAGGAGUUCACCGAUGACUUUGAGUAUCUUGCCACUGGUCUGAAGACUGGUCAACCCCUUAACACACGCUGCCUUAGUGUUAUUAGUUUGGCCACACGGUGCGCCAUGCCCAGUUUCAGGAUGCACCUGAGGGCUCGUGGGAAACUGGCUCAGGUCUUUAAAACUCUCAGUGAUGCACCUCAACAUCCAAAUCUAGCUCUAUGUACGGCUUCUCUGAUGUACAUUCUCAGCCGAGACCGUUUAAACAUGGACCUGGAUCGGGCCAGUCUGGAUCUAAUGAUUCGUUUGCUGGAAUUAGAACAGGACAAUUCCAUUGGUGAUCAGCUAACGACAAAAGAGAUAAAUAAAGUAAAAGAAAAGAUUCGCAAACUCUGCGAAACCGUCCAUAAUAAGCAUCUCGACUUGGAGAAUAUCACGACGGGACAUUUAGCAAUGGAGACAUUGUUGUCGUUGACGUCAAAGAGAGCGGGGGAUUGGUUUAAAGAAGAACUCCGGCUUCUGGGAGGCCUCGACCACAUUGUAGAUAAAGUUAAAGAGUGUGUGGAAAACCUGAGCCGAGAGGAUGAUAAGGAGAACCUAGUGGCGUCAUUGUGGGGGGCUGAGAGAUGUUUGCGUGUUCUAGAAAGUGUAACAGUUCACAAUCCAGAAAACCAGGCCUACCUGAUCGCGUACAAGGACUCUCAGCUCAUAGUGUCUUCAGCGAAAGCGUUAUGGCACUGUGAGGAGAUGAUCCAGAGGUACAGUCGAGAGGUGAACAGAGGCCUGUGCUCGUCGGGCACACCGCUGCCCUACUGCAGCAACAGCAAUGUUGGCAAAGCUGUAGAAGACUGUAUGCGAGCUAUCAUCGGGGUCCUGCUAAAUCUCACACAUGACAACGAAUGGGGCAGCACAAAGACGGGCGAGCAGGAGGGGUUUAUGACCACGGCGCUGAACUGUGUGCUCAGGGUGCCACAGUACCUGCCGCAGGAGCGGAGGUUCGAUAUCAGAGUCCUGGGUCUGGGCUUGCUCAUUAAUCUGGUGGAGUACAGCGCGAGGAACAGACACUGUCUGGUGGAGCUGCAGAUGGAAGGAGGUGAAGUCUGGGACUCCAUGUGUGUAUCUGACAAAGAUGAGUUGCAGACUGAGAGGUCUCUCAGUGCCAUUGCUGCUCUGGUGAAGCUUUUUCUUCAGAGAGAACAUGCAGCCAUGUUAGCGGAGGCGGAGACGGAUGACUUCAUCAACGAUCCGCCAAAGUCCCAACUGGACCAGAGUGGAGAAUGGAAGGAGACCAAUGAAGAGAUCCAGUGGGUCGCUUCAGAAAACAACAGCACAGAGGACAAGAAGAAGGAAGAGGAGGAUGAAGAACUUGAUCUCAACAAAGCUCUUCAGCAUGCUGGCAAGCACAUGGAGGACAGUAUCGUGGCAUCAUACACUGCACUGCUUUUGGGUUGUCUGUGCCAGGGGAGCCCUAUGAAUGUGACUACUGUGAGGGAAAACCUGCCAAAAGGGGAUUUUUCAGUCUUGACAGAAAUGCUGAAGAAGUUCUUGAAUUUCAUGAACCUUACAUGUGAUGUGGGCACCACGGGACAGAAGUCUAUCUCCAGGGUCAUUGAUUAUCUGGAACACUGCUAGUGUGUUUGCAGAGCUCCACACAGAGACCUCAGAUAACUGCUGCCCAACCCAACACACCUGGAAAACAACCCACCAUCAUCAUCAUCAUCAUCAACCAGUACCUUCCUCAUUCAGACUGUACAGAAUUAAAUCUAAAGCACAUCAUAUUCACGGAACUCUAUUAAAAGGAGCUGUUUUGAUUGAGUUUGUCACAAGCUGUUCACCCAUUUCGUCUUAAAAUGUUUUAUCAUGAAAUAAUUGUGUUCCUCGCAUCACAAUCCUCCCUAAUCUGGCGUCUAUUGAUCAGUCGCCUUGGAAGCUGGUUUUCAUCGGCAGAAAUGGAGAGAGUGGCUUUGAUAAAACUUGUUAAAGGAUUUCUCCCCCUCUGUUUGUUUUAUUCCUCUCUCAAGUCUGUGAAUUUAAAAGCGCUCGACACUGACCUGAACAAUUGGAGGGCGAAUCCAAAACCGCAUUCGAAAUUCUGGUUCUCUUUGAAAUGCCGGAAAGACAUGCCCUCCUGGUUCAAAUCCAUUCUCUUCGCUUCAGGAUGUGCUCCCUUUGUGUUGCACAAAUUCGUUUUUAAUCGAUAGCGCUAUGUCAGAGGUCUGCAAAUGAAUAAAUUACAUCACUUUCCAUUUCGCUAGGGCAGGAAAGGGACAAAGCGUUUUUAGAAUGUUGUAGUAGUUGUGAUUUUUAACUGUAUUUUCCAAAUGCCAGAACGUUAACUGUAAUGUUAACAACCCUGAUGUCCAAACCUUAUGUGGUUUAAAAUCGACAGUCAGACUUAUUAAAUCGGGCAAUAUGCCGAAUUAUGCUUGGCUGCAAAACCGUGUUGUGCAAGAGAGAAAUGAUUGGGAAUUUGAAUGAAUUCAAAUGCGUUUUUGAAGCCAGGAAAUGUCAUCCAUGGGUUUGGGUCAUGGCUACAUGGUAACCCUGAGUUCAGCUAAAAUUCUUCUGCAUGUGCUGCUACUGAGGUUUGGUUAGAGCCAAAGUUGCUGUGAGAAUUAAAGAUAAAUGCAAUAACCGUUUCAAUGAAUGCUGGUUUCCGUCUAGCCAUGACCUUGGGUUUGGAUGCUCAACCAUUUAAGUGAGCCACACAACAAACUUUCACGCUACAUUUCAAGAGUUUGUGUCAUAAACUACAUACUGAAUAAGUCCUGUUUUGUUUAUGGUUGGUGUUUUUUAUACAAGAUUGAAUUUAGCACUUGACAUCUCUCUGAUAAGGCCAGUAGAUUCUUAUUUUGACCCAAACUUGUUCUGAUCUUCUCAAGGUUGUUUUCAGAAGCGCUUUAUUGUUUGUUUGACUUCUAAAGCGAUCGCCUUCAGCAGGCGUUUUGCUGCUGUUCAUGACUGAAAUGGACUGAAAUAACUUCAGUGCACAGCUUAACGAAAGCAAAGCUAGGGAUCAUUUUCCCCCUCACCGCUUAAAUGUUUUGGUUCACUCUGUUACACGGAACACUAUGAGUUGUAUUUUCUGGGCUGUUCUGGGCACAGUCCUACAGUCUGUAUCUGAGCUUCAAACAUCACAACGGGAUUGAAUUCACACAGCGGGGAACUGAAUGAAGCAACACGAACUGUAAAUACUCGUGUAAAUAUUGGAUGUUGGAGAACAAGAUAGACUACUUUUCUGAAUCCAAUCGUUUUAUUUUAUACCGCAUUUUUCUCAGUUGUGUUUUUUGAGAUAAGAGUUAUCGAAAAGCCAACUGCAGGAACAUCAAAUUUGUACCAAUUUCAAAAUAAUGUCUUUGGUUACUUGUACAUAAUUUUAACGCAAAUAAAAUUGCUACUUUCAGUA